Molecule: messenger RNA, 915 nt
Organism: Solanum pennellii
Lineage: Eukaryota; Viridiplantae; Streptophyta; Magnoliopsida; Solanales; Solanaceae
Product: leucine-rich repeat extensin-like protein 6
Exons: 1
Coding region: 147-671 (174 amino acids)
Source: RefSeq, a predicted model, not a curated record
UUUAUAAUAUUUUAACACCUUUCUUAAACGCCUCUUAAAUUAUUAGAGCAUUUUCUAUACCUUCAUUUACAAGUGACCCCCCAUUUCCAUUUUCCAGUAACACUACUCUCUCAACUAAUUCUUCUCUACUCAAAAUUUUAUCAAAAAUGGGAGUGAUGUUAGCUUUUUCGAUCCUCAUAAUCACGAUGAUGAUAACGGGUAUACAAAAUGAGGCUAAUUUGGUAAAUGCCAAUGAAACGACUUGGGCAGGUUCAAAGUAUCAGAUUGAAUGUACAAUGUGUGCCGCAUGUGACAACCCUUGCGCCACCCCAUCUCCACCGCCACCUCAGCCGCCGUCGCCUCCUCCACCGCCUUCUACCUCUUAUAAUUGUCCUCCCCCACCCUCGCCCCCUAGUUCAGGGGGAAAUUACUACUACUCUCCACCGCCACCACCGCCUUCCUCCUCUGGCGGCGGCGGCGGCGGUAAUUACUACUAUUCACCACCUCCACCUUACCAAAAUUACCCUUCUGGACCUACUCCUCCACCUCCGAAUCCAAUUGUUCCCUAUUUUCCAUUCUACUUUUACAAUCCUCCACCGCCUUCACAGUCUGCUGCUAUUAAGCUCACUGAUUUUUCACCCAAAUCUUCUAUUUUCUUUACGGUGUUCAUUGCCUUGUUGAUUUUCCAUUGAAAUUAAUGUGGGGAAGUUAAAUAAAGUGUCUGGAAUCACACAGAUCUACAAAUGAGAGCAAAGAUAUUGAAGAAAAAUUGGAAAGCUGUCUUGUUUCUCUCAUCUUCUGUAAAAUUCUUGACCAUUCUUCUUAUUAUAUUCUCCUGUAAUUUUAGUUUAACUUAAAUUCAUAUUCGUAUAGAAUGUAACAAAACUUUAGUCAUUUUUGUAACAAUUAUAAACUCAACUUCUCAUUCAUAUUCUA